UAAAUGUCGGUGUUUGUGCGGACCUGACAGGCUCGGCAGGAUUAUAUAACCUCACACGGCUCGUUUAGCUGCUUCUGUCGGCAUUCAGCGGCGCUUUACUUUCAAACUGUCCCAAGUUACCAGAGACGUAAAAUGGGCGAAAAUGACGAAAAGAGCCCCGAUGGAGUCAAAUAUUACAGACUGUCGGAGAUCGAGGAGCAGAACUCGUUCAAGUCAACGUGGAUCAUCAUCCACAACAAAGUCUACGAUGUCACCAAGUUCCUGGAGGAGCACCCUGGAGGAGAGGAGGUGCUGAGGGAGCAAGCGGGAGGAGACGCGACGGAGAGCUUCGAGGACGUCGGACACUCCACCGACGCCAGAGACAUGGCCGAAGACAUGAUUAUAGGAGAGCUGCACCCGGAGGACAGAGACAAAAUCGCCAAACCUGAGGAACCUUUAGUGACCACUUUGUGUGACGAGCCCAGCUGGUGGUCUACCUGGGUGAUUCCCGCUCUGGCAGCGGCCAUUGCCACAUUGCUGUACCGCAUCUACAACCAAGAGAGCGAGUGACAUCAUCAAACCUGUCGCUGUAAUGUCACCAAUAUGUGGUACAGUCAAACAGCCCAAUGUUGAUUGACAGCUCUCCCGGCCAAUGGCAGCAAAGACUGGCAGUGGAACAGAGGACUGGCUGCUUCAGGGUGACAGCAUCAGAUCAGAGGAUUAAAACAUCUGUUCUAAGAUCCAUAACUCUACACUGCUGCUCCCCUGUCACAGCACUACAUUACCCAAGAUUCAUUUCAUGCAGUUCAACAAACCAAUCACAUGGCAUUUUAUCAAUGAAGUCGUUAAUGUUGUUGUGACAUUUUGAGAUAUGAAUGUUCUAUCAAAUCUGUGAUAUAAUCUUGAAGAUAUGCAGUGGAUGUAUAAUUAUUUGUAUCUUUUUAUAUCUUUGUACCUGAAUGUACAUUUAUAAAUAUGCAACCAGCAGCUCAUAACAUGCAUUCUGAUUAUGUCCUGAAGAAAAUGUAUGAAGUUUUUAAAAACCUGUGUCCUGCUAUGAACCUACAGGUGCUUUUUAUUUGAAAGAAUUUUACAGAUUCACUUUGUUUUUGAUUUUUAAAUUAGCGCUUUGGAUAGUUUGGUUAAAGAUUUGAUUUGUUCACA
Molecule: messenger RNA, 1143 nt
Organism: Labrus mixtus (cuckoo wrasse)
Lineage: Eukaryota; Metazoa; Chordata; Actinopteri; Labriformes; Labridae
Gene: cyb5a
Product: cytochrome b5
Exons: 5
Coding region: 133-549 (138 amino acids)
Cellular component (GO): membrane; intracellular membrane-bounded organelle
Molecular function (GO): heme binding
Source: RefSeq, a predicted model, not a curated record